Molecule: messenger RNA, 3441 nt
Organism: Xenopus laevis (African clawed frog)
Lineage: Eukaryota; Metazoa; Chordata; Amphibia; Anura; Pipidae
Gene: ldlrap1.L
Product: low density lipoprotein receptor adaptor protein 1 L homeolog
Cellular component (GO): early endosome; cytoplasm
Source: RefSeq, marked provisional
CCCUGCUGACAGGGAGGGAGAGGGAAAAGUUUGAGGGGCUUGGAAAGUUCGUGAGUGGAGCCGAGCAGGGAGAUGGAUGCGCUUAAGUCUGCUGGGAGGGCGAUCAUCAGGAGUCCGAGCAUUGCCAAGCAGAGCUGGGGAGGAGGCAAGCACAAGAAACUACCAGAAAACUGGACUGAUACCAGGGAAACACUCUUAGAAGGAAUGUUAUUCCAUUUGAAAUAUUUGGGCAUGACAUUGGUGGAACAACCAAAAGGGGAAGAGCUGUCUGCAACUGCAGUGAAAAGAAUUGUGGCAACUGCAAAAGCAAGUGGGAAGAAACUGCAGAAAGUUCUUCUGAAAGUAUCACCACGGGGCAUCAUUCUGUAUGACAGUGCAAGCAACCAACUAAUUGAGAAUGUUUCAAUCUACAGGAUAUCAUAUUGCACAGCUGAUAAAAUGCAUGACAAAGUUUUUGCCUACAUUGCUCAGAGCCAGCAGAAUGAAACCUUGGAAUGCCAUGCAUUUCUUUGCACAAAGAGGAAAAUGGCACAAGCAGUCACAUUAACGGUGGCUCAGGCUUUCAAGGUAGCAUUUGAGUUUUGGCAAGUAUCCCGAGAGAAUAAGGACAAGAGAGAGAAGUCUGGUUCAGAUGGAGAGGGUGCAAGUAGUUCUCAGUCUGAUGGCUCCUCCAGUAUCACCAGCCUUAAAGCAUCAGCAUCUGCAAACCUUUUGGAUUUUGAAGACUGUACCAAAGCUUUUGAUGUGUUAAAUGCCAGUGAUAAUCAUAUUGAAGAUCUAUUUAGGCAAAAUUCAACCAAUGAGAACAACAAUAUUGUUUGGGAACUGGAUGAUGGACUGGAUGAGGCAUUUGCAAGACUUGCAGAAUCCAGAACAAACCCUCAAGUCCUUGAUAUUGGAUUGACUGCAAAUGACCUUCAGUCUGAAGAGUGCUUGUCUCCUACCAGCUGGGAUAAACUGGAGUUGAACCCUGCAGAAGCAGAUGAACUAUUUAUGUUCUGACCUUUCUGAAGCUACCUGCCAAUUUUCAGUGCAAUAGUCCUACCAUUAGACUCCUGUGUAGUUGCUGAGAAUCUAUACACCUUGAGGUGGGAUUGGAAAACCAAAGCUUUACCUGAGACACUUUAUUUCCAAGUUCAUCACAAACUAAAGGGAAGAAAAAUAUUACUGAUAAAACCGUAUGUGUUUCUUGAAUAUUCCAUUCUGAAGCAAGACCGGAAAACCAGCAGGCUAUAGUGUAGGGGUGUGCAGUCCUCAAGAAUUUUUGGGAACAUGGAUUUUGUUUGUGGAAAAUUUUUUUUUUUUUACAAUUUUGUACAAAAUACUGGACAAAUACUUAAUGUUCUAAAGGCCCCCUUUUCCAUAUCUUUCAUUAAAUGAGCUACAAAUUCACUACCAUAAGAUAUACUUGUGUUGUGUUUGUUACGCUUAAAAUUCUUAGUUUAUUCACAUCUGUGUUCCUAUUAAAGCACCAUAUGGUAUCAGUCCUGUAUAACGUUCUAGCGCCGUUUAUGCUCAUCUGCUGUUUUGUAGGGCUGCUCAUUGGCUAUAGAACAUCUGAUUUUCCUCCUUUCCUUGUCUAAGUGGUUACUUUGUGACCCUAAUAUACUGGAUAGCUAAUUAGAGCUCUUAAUUUAUCCCCCCAUAACGGAUUCCCCGCUCACUCACAAAAAAUGUUUAUAAAGUCAUAACACUAACCUAGCCUGCCUAUUUUAUCCAUAUGUUCAUUCCUCCGUAGUCCAAAGUAUUGCCAGUUUAUGAGAUUCCCAGCUUGCUUUUCAGUUCCAUACCAUUCAAAUGAGACUAUUGUGGCAUCUUGCCAUAAACGGUCUGCACAGUAUUAUGAAAAAUAUGCAUAUUUGUCUGAGUUGACAAUCAUUUUGUAAUGGACAAUAUUUAACCCAUAUUUUGUUUGUCUGCAGUUGUUUACUAGAAUACUUUUUUUUUUUUUUUUUAAUUGUAUUCUUGAAAAAAAUGUGUGCAUUAACGUGUUUGUUAGAAUAUUUUCUUUUUGCGCUGUUCUAAAUCUAAAGUGGGCAUUUAAGGGUGAUAUGAAUGUUUCUUUGUGCAUUUUUAAAAAUUUGUAUGGCGUUUCUUUGUAUGCCAAGCUGUUAACAAUUUUCUUUCAUGGAUGAAUGGAUUUGAUAGUCUUGUUCUCAAAGUAUAAUAUAUCUACUUAUAAUACACCAAAGCCAUGAAUAUCUUGUAAAUGAUAUCCUUAUAAACGGUGAGUUCUGAUGUCAUCUGUUAACGGUGAUGUCAUUUCUGUCGCAUGACUCACUGAAUCCUGUGUAUUAUAACAAAUAAUGUACCCCUGUGUUGCAAAAUAUGAGGAUAUUAUAAGUUACCUCGGAGUUUCAACUCCUCAGUAACUUAUAAUAUCCUUAUUUACAAAAGGGGGUACUUUAUUCACUAUAUCUUAUGCUACCUAUUGCUAUUCAAGAUGGCUGUGGGUCGAGCUGUGACUGGCAGUGGCGGAACUACCGGGGGUGCGAGCGGGCCAGGGCCUGCACCCCUUCAGGGGCAGCCCAUGCGCCGCUCAAAAUGCGAGCUGUACGGAGGGGGUGGGGCCGGCUGCGCGUCAUGCACCAGGGCCCGCCCCCCUCUAGUUACGCUACUGGGAGGAGGCAUUGGUUUUCCUAGGUAAAAUGUCCUGUUCCUUCGGUUUCCUGCAACCAACCAAAGAAAUUUCUAUUUUACUAAUUCUCUGCUUGACUAUUAAAUAACAGCAUGGCAAUUCUAUUUCAAUAUAAAGCUAUAUUUAAUGGCAGUGAAAAUCGGCCACAUUUUGGUGAAUCCAUUUUGGGAAAACUAGAUGUGAAUGGUAAAUUGUACACCACAUUUUUAGUGUAAUUAACAUGCACAUUAUUUUAACGACCAUGAAAUGCGCAUUAGUAUGUCAAGAGUGCCUCUGUGCAGAUAAAGUAUUUCUAUCAUUUGUAGCUGGAUACGCCCAGGCCUUGUCACGCUGAUUUGCAUACAAUGUAAUCUUGCCACCGGAAAGUGAUUGUGAUCAUUGGUUUCUGAAGCAGUUAUCUCGUCGGAAGGUUUUUUUUUUUUUUCUUAAACAUUUCAUUUCAGAUUUGGUCUGCUAUAAUGUCAUAUGAAGAGCAAAAACAAUUUAUUGCAUUCACAUUUCAGAAAGCCGAUUUCACAGGCUAAGUAUUAACAGAUUAUUUAUUUAAUGCCAAGUGGCUUCAUUAAUAAAUUACUGGUUUAAAAAUCAAAGGUAAAAACAAAACUUAUGGCUGAACUGAUGGAGGGCUACAAACUUCAUGUAUUAGAUCAGUUUAGGAAGCACCCUAAAUCUUUUAUGUUCUGAACGGUUACAAAAUGACAACAGAUUUGUUUAAACACUUCACCUUCAUCCUAUUCCUUAUUGUUUCUAAACUGUUACAAUAUCUGGUUUGUCCAUAAACCAUGCAAAAACAAAAAAAAAAA